Molecule: messenger RNA, 8069 nt
Organism: Scylla paramamosain (green mud crab)
Lineage: Eukaryota; Metazoa; Arthropoda; Malacostraca; Decapoda; Portunidae
Gene: hfp
Product: poly(U)-binding-splicing factor PUF60-like
Exons: 13
Coding region: 2202-3857 (551 amino acids)
Biological process (GO): mRNA splice site recognition; alternative mRNA splicing, via spliceosome; regulation of alternative mRNA splicing, via spliceosome
Cellular component (GO): catalytic step 2 spliceosome; precatalytic spliceosome
Molecular function (GO): RNA binding
Source: RefSeq, a predicted model, not a curated record
UAUGUAAUCAAAAUGGCGGCGGAGGUGACGGUUCCCCCAACAACGCUGUAUAGUAAUGGCCAUAACUUGAUGAAUGGGGAGAGUGAGACGGAGGAGCCAGUGGAGAAGAAGAUGCGACUAAACGAUGGUUGGACCGACUCAAAGAUCGUUCGAUUCUUUUGGCCGAACGAUGGCGAUGAUCCAUUGCUGCGCCCCGAUCCUACAGACUCCUUAGGGCAGACAUUCUGUUUACAUGUCAUUGUGUGAACCAUUGUCAUGCUGAGAGAGCAGUGUAGUCCUUCAUUAUAAUGUGCACAGUAGUGACCACUGUAACCUUGUUCAAGAGUCAACUUAGCUAAGGAGUGUUGAGCCAUAGACAUAAGAGGAGUGAUGAUGAUGAUGAGGAUGAGGAUGAUGCUGUUGCUUCCCUCACAAAGCAAAGUGAAGCCUUUUUGCACUGAUCAUCUUUUGCUUUGUGAUGGUAAUCUUGUGUUUUGUUUGUUUUGUUAUCUUUGCAGGUAUGCGUGAGUAUGGGUUCGUCUUUCUCUGGUGUCGCUGUGCUGCCAGUCUCAUAAACAAUAGGAUCAGUACACUUUCACACGGAAAUCUUGAGAGCAAUUGCAAGUGGCCGAAACAAAAGAAAAAUUAGAAAAAUUAGAAAAAUUAACAUUUAGAGAUAUGAGCAUGGAAUUGCCUUUACAACAACAUGCAAAAAAAAAAAAAGAAAAUAAUAAUACUGAGGAAUGCAUAGAGUUGCCUUCCCUUUUCUCUCCGGGUUAAGCAUUUUUCCUGUCGUUCUUACUCACUCACCACCUACUCACCCACCGGAGGGACAGACCAUGUGCCCGCGUGGGGUUUGAGGGUUUUUAUAUUCUACUCUUUGCAGGGUUGAGCAGCCCCUGGCCACCCACCCCACUGUGUGUGCCUUGUGAAGAUAGACAGAGGCAGCUAGAGUCCGGAGCUCCAGCCACCAGCACCUUCUCUAGGGCUGUGUGGCUGGCUCAUAACCCCCUUCAUCUGUCAUGCACACACACACACACACACACACACACACACACACACACACACACACACACACACACACACACACACACACACACACACACACACACACCGUUGGCCAGACCAGACAUGCGGCUGUGUUCCAGAGAGUCGUAUCUUUGAGCCGUGCCUUCUGUUUGGUGCCACAUGAAGCCAGACAGUAAUUUGGCCUUUUUGUGGCCUAGCAGAAUUAUUAUAAAUUGCCUUGUGCCUUGUUUUUUUAUGAAAGUAAGAACUGAAUGUUGUGGCAACUGUUACAUUUUUAUUGUUUGUUUUAUAUGUGGUAUAUGUAAAAUGCCUUUAAAAUUUAGUGUUGCCUUAAAGUAAAUUAUAACAUAGUAACUUUUAUCAUUGAUAAUGUAAAUCAGUAUUUUUGUUUCAAUUAAAUUUCUCUCUCAAAAAACUGUAGUCUGCUUUGGAAGUGGUCAUGUAUACAAACACACACACACACACACACACACACACACACACACACACACACACACACACACACAUAUCUUAAAGAUGUUCAACAGAAAUCUUUUUAACUUGAUCUUAGAAUACAUGCAGUAAUAACACACACACACACACACACACACACACACACACACACACACACACACACACACACACACACACACACACACACACACACACACACACACACACACACACACACACACACACACACACACACACACACACACACACACAAUCUUUCUGCCUUCCAAUGUGUUCUCUGUCCUUGACUCAUGCACCCACUCACCACCACCACCAUCGCCACUAUUCCCUAUUUUCCAAACCAACCGCCCUGCAGGAGUGACAUGUUAUUUUUGUGAAUAUGUGAUAUGCCUGUUCUUUUUUUCUCUGUCGUUCCAUGGUGUAAGGUGGGCAGAAAGGCCUCAGCAGCAGGGGAGGUUCAGCGGAUGGCGAGCGUCAGUUAUCUGGGGCUGCUAUUUGCGCAUUGUAGCUUCCCCAGAGCAGUGGUAAUGGUUCUCACUAUGGUGCACCUGUAGGCCAGCUAACAUGAUCUGUCUUUUGGCAAGGGACAUGAGGGAGAAGCCCGGCCCACUCGAACCAGAUCCCCAACCAGGGAGGUGGAGCAGAGCGGCUCCCUCAUACUGGGAGCAGGUGCCAAGAAGGAUGACAUAGUGCACCUGCUGGGCCAGUCGCUACCUCGCCUCUCUUCAGAGCAGAAGGACAUGGUGGCGCGGGCCAAGAAGUAUGCCAUGGAACAGUCCAUCCGCCUGGUGCUCAUGAAGCAGACACUCGCUCACCAGCAGCAGCAAGCCAAGUCCCUGCAGCGACACCAAGCGCUGGUGCUCAUGUGUCGAGUGUAUGUUGGCAGCAUCAGCUUUGAACUCAAGGAGGACACCAUUCGGCAGGCCUUUGUACCCUUUGGCCCCAUCAAGUCCAUCAACAUGUCCUGGGAUCCCGUCACUCAGAAGCAUAAGGGGUUUGCCUUUGUGGAGUACGAGAUGCCUGAGGCGGCACAACUGGCCCUGGAGCAGAUGAAUGGCGUCAUGAUAGGUGGCCGGAACAUCAAGGUUGGCCGGCCCUCCAACAUGCCCCAGAAAUGGUCGACAGCACAGGGCCUCAGUGCCUGUGAUGUUGCACUUCUGAAGCAUCAUACCAUGACAAGGACGACAGACAGUGCCCAGACUGUCAUUGAUGAGAUCACUGAGGAAGCCAACUACUACAACCGCAUCUACAUCGCCUCAGUGCACCAGGAUCUCUCAGAGACGGACAUCAAGAGUGUGUUCGAGGCGUUCGGCAAGAUCAAGCAAUGCAUGUUGACGCCAGGCUCCACUCCGGGGAAACACAAGGGCUACGGCUUCAUUGAGUAUGAAAACUCCACCUCAGCGCAAGAAGCCAUCGCUUCCAUGAACCUGUUUGACCUGGGGGGGCAGUACCUCCGGGUGGGCAAGGCCAUCACUCCUCCAGGCUCCUUCUACGGACCUCUCUCAGCCCCCACUCAGAUGCCCACUGCAGCAGCUGUGGCGGCGGCGGCAGCCACAGCCAAGAUCCAGGCCAUGGACGCCCUGGCCACCAACGCUAUCGGCCUGGUGCAGGGGCUCAGCAGCUCCCCUGGCUCGGUGUCACAGCUUCCCCCAGUGGGUGUGGUGGGUGCCGUGCCUCCUGUGGGCACUGUGGGGGCCCUGUCAUCAGCUUUGCCCACAGUGACCCCACCUGUGGGUGUCAUAGGCAGUACACCUGCCGUGCCCCCAGUGGGUGUGGUGACCAGCCUGCCCAGCCUGGGUGUUGGGACGGCUGGUGCUGGCAGUGCUGCCCUGCCUCCCCCCACAGUCCUCACAGCCCUGCCAGUGCCUGGAGGUGCAGGCUUGGCGGGACCAGGCCCCUCCCCUGGCCCAGGCCUCCUAGGGCCUGCCCCAGGCAUUCCCCCGGUGGAGGAGCGGCGCCCCACACACCAGGAGGAGCUGGCAAAGAAGCUGAUGGAGGACAACGAGCCACAGACGCUGCAGCAGCAGGAGACCAUGUCCAUCAAGGGCCAGUCUGCGCGCCACCUUGUCAUGCAGAAACUCAUGAGGAAAUCUGAGUCCAACGUGGUGAUCCUGCGUAACAUGGUGGGUGCGGAGGAAGUGGACGAGCUGCUGCAGGAGGAGAUCACGGAGGAGUGUGGGCGGUUUGGCUCGGUGCGGCAUGUCAUUAUCUACCAGGAGAAGCAGAGUGACGAGGAGGAUGCAGAGGUGCUGGUCAAGAUCUUCGUGGAGUUUGGCAGCCCAGCAGAGAGUGCAGCGGCUCAAGAGGCUCUCAACGGACGGUAUUUUGGCGGGCGGUUAGUGAAGGCUGAGUUAUAUGACCAGAACAUGUAUAAUCACAAUGAUCUCUCAGGAUAAUGCCAUGCUACUUAGCAACAACAGCAGCAGCCAGGACGAGUGUUUGUUGUGCCCAGAACUAUUCCUAAACCGAGGUGUACGUGUGAAUGUUGGUGUAAAUUAUGCAUAUACGAGUAUAUAUAUAUAUUUAGAAAGAAAGAGAGAGAGAGAGAGAGAGAGAGUGAGAGUGAGAGGGGAAAGAAAUAAUAUACCAUACAUACAAUACCAUGGAUGCAAUUUUUCAUGUAUUUCUAAGAUUUUUUUCUGAUUUUUGUUAAUUGGAUUCUGAUGAUAAUUGUUCUUUUACCUGAUACUUAUUUCAAUAUAUUAUCUUCCAUUUUCUUCCUCUGAAUCCUAUGACUAUCUCUCUCUCUCUCUCUCUCUCUCUCUCUCUCUCUCUCUCUCUCUCUCUCUCUCUCUCUCUCUCUCUCUCUCUCUCUCUCUCUCUCUCUCUCUCUCUCUCUCUCUCUCUCUCUCUCUCUCUCUCUCUCUCUCUCUCUCUCUCUCUCUCUCUCUCUCUCUCUAACCCAUUCAUUCCUUCUCCACUCACUUUAAUUAACUAAGUUGGAUCACCUCAACAAGACAGGUUAUUCAUCUUCACCUUGUCAUCAUCAUCUUUGUUUUAAGGCUCUUACCUAACCAUCCUGUGACAUAACUUACUGUUCUAAUCAAGCACUGACCGACUAUUCAUUACAUUCAGUAACUGGAGGAGUAGUGGUAGAAGUAGCAUUUAGUAGUAGUAGUAGUAGUAGUAGUAAUAGUAAUAGUAGUAGUAGUGGUAGUAGUAUGACUCGAUUGUAGCACCUCAAGAGGGAAGAGAUUAUCUUUUAUAUCAUAAACACAGGGGACAGGACUGGGGUGGGUGCUAUCAGUCAGUCAGUCAUUUCCAUUCUCUCACACCUGUACCUCAUAUCACCUUUAUGUUAUCUAUGUUAUCCAGCAAUUUCUCUCACAUGUCCUAUCAACUCACGUCAAUUGUAGUUCUGUCAUUCUUGGUCCUUUAUUUCUGUUGUUCUGAUCUAUCUUAAUUCUCUCAUUUAAUACCUCUUAUCACCUCUGUUACCUUUGUUAAGUAAGCUACACUUCACCACCACCAAUUCCUACAUGGUUACCACAUUCAUGCAAUCUCAUCUUCAUCAUCAUUGUUGUCAUUGUCAUCAUUAUGCCCAACUAAUUUUAUUCUUUCUCUCUCACAUGUUCACGUGAUAAGAGAAGACAAGACAGCACCCAACAAUGCAACACACCCACACACACACACACACACACACACACACACACACACACACACACACACACACACACACACACACACAUUGCAGGCUUUGUAUUGGUUAUAAUUUUGUUAUGGCAAUGUUCCUUGGCUAUGGAAAUGUGUAAACUAUUAUACAUCUUGUCCAAAUUGUUUUUUUUCUUUUUGUCCAUAAGUGGUACGCAUUGUUUGUCUAUUGUCAGACUACGAUAGUUUCUUUUUUUAGUUGAAGAAACGUGAAUGUGAUGUGAGUAAGGAACAUACAUUAUUUUGUUAUUCCAAGCCUGUAUGACAAGUUAUGAAAUGAAUUCUUACUAUGGAAUCAGUUGAGACUAAACCAUGAAAUAUUACAAACAUCCCUGCCUUGCCUAUUCCCUUUGAGAUGCCUGUUAUAGAGCAGCAUAAGCCCACCUCAUCCCUGCCAGCAGCACUUAACACAAAGGUGGGAGGUGCACCUAACCAACCCAACCCACCAACUCUGUCCCAGUCCAGGAAGAAAGGGGACUGUAUUAUCAGACAUUUUGGUGUUCUGAUGAUUUUAAACAGCCUGUAGUGUAAUUAAUUAAUUUUAUUUAUUUAUUUAUUUAUUUAUUUAUUUAUUUAUUUAUUUUAUUUUAUUUUUUCUGUUAGUAGUUCAACAAGAAUUCUGCUUUGUCAAUGGGGAAAGCAACAAUAACUCUGUGUCAGCAAUAUGCAAAGAAUCCAUAAAACCCAACUAAUCAUUUUGAUAGUCUUUGAAAGUAGUCCUUGUUUAAAGUUCAAAAUUGUUUAAAAUAUGGGCUCGUUAUGAACCUGCCAAACACUUAAUAAACCAUGAAGUGUUCUAUCUACAUCAUUGCAAAAGGGUGGAAAGGGGACUGAGGAUUGGUUAUUCAUGGUAGAAGCAGGAGUUGGUUAUUCAAUUUGCUAUUUAGGACACUUUAAAUGCCAGUGUGUCUGAUUAUCAUCCUUCCUUCCCUCCCUCCUUUCCCUUCCCUUCCCUUCCCUUCCCUUCCCUUCCUUCAGUAAAUUCAUCAGUCCUUCCAGAGAUGUGUUCAUAUGAAAAGAAAAGAUUUGACAUCAGUAUUUAGAAUGCUGUCUCCUCCUCCCGUACUGCAGGAGGCUAUUCAUGUUAAAUUGAAAGUUAAUGGAAAUAUUAUAUGGAGAUAAAAAAAAAAAUGUCUAUCAUAAAUGAGUAAUGGCUCGCAUUGUCUAGAAUUUCUAACAAUGUUUUUCCUGGCUAUGGGUUUGUGAAAUGUGAAUUAUGUUUUGUUGAAGUGAUAGAAAGAUUACUGUUCUGUUUUCAGCCUGUCUAUAGUUCAAGAAUGCCAGCAGUACAAUUCAGUCUUUUAGUAACUACAUGUUAAAGGAAGUAUUUUGGAAACGUUUAGAUAACCAGUAUGACGAAGGACAAAAUUUCAUCAUCAUACAUAACAACCUUUAACAGGAAGCUAUUGGGUUUUCAAGGGUGUUUUCAUAGUAUUUAAGAAUCCUAUACCACUUAUGGUAAAAACACCCAUGUGAAUGCAACCUAAUCUUUGUGACCUUUGAAAACAGUCCUUAUGAGAGUGCAAGUGUUUAGUAUUCGCAGGGAAAUAUUGACUAUGUGGCAUUAUAUAUGUGGAAACUCAGGGGUCAGCUUUGCUUUUGAUGUAGUUACCAAUAUGUACAAUGAUACUUAACCUAGCCAUUAACCUGCAGCUGGUACACACUUUGUUUACAUAGUAAUUAUCCACUUAAGGAUGGUGUCUGUACACUGUUUACAUUGCUUUUAUGAGUUUGGGGAGCAAUAAUGGCUUUAUCAGAUAACAGAGGUGUAGGAUGAUAAACUCAUAACUCACUUCAUAGAAAGAGACAGACAUACCAUGCUUCAAUGUGACCAAGGACUGAGAUAAGUCUGAGUACAGUACAUGUAUAAUAUUUCAGUUUGUAUGAGAAAUAACUGAGUUAUGUUGUCAGGAAAGUCUUACUCAGUAUUUAGAAAAAAAAAAAAAAAUGCAAUACUCCUUGACUUAUAAAUAUGAGCCCAGUCCAUACAUUUUGCUUUGUAUGGAAUACGAUGGAAGGUCUGUUGUCAGGAUGUUAGUGGCUGGAGUUGGGGCCGGAAACCUACAGGCAGGUCACACACCAUGUAAGUAUAUAGAUUUACACUGUGUAGUCCAUUCUUUGACACCUCAGCCCUCCCACAGCGCCAAAGCCUCUAUUAUGAUGUGACCCAUUUAACUUUACCAUGUUGCUUGGUGCUUGGAGUUCAUGCAAUUCUGUCCAGUUUCCCAUGUUGCCACAGUAAGCCAUGUAACACACUAUGUCGCCAUGGCAUAGAAACACACAACGGUGUUUUGAUUGUUGCUUUGAAUUCUGUAAAUGUAUUUUUCUUAAUGCAAGGCUAAAGUAACUUGUAUCAAUGUUUGAAAAAUGUCAGUACUGAGGUUUUUUGGACGAUUGAUCUUGGUCCACAUUUUCAAACGUUAAGGUGUCUUACUUCGACUAUUAACAGGCUCCAGUGAAAUUUAAUGGUAUUUUUAUAGUCUUGGUGAUGAUUCUAACAGGAAUUAUACUUCAAUGGGAAAAAUUGAAUAAAUAUAAGAACUUACAAUCAUCAGCAUGGCCUGUGGAAAUAGUUGUUUUGAGAGAACAAAGCGUUUCAAAAUCACAGGCAAUUGGUCAGUGCUAAUACCACCAGACAAAGAAGUACAUGUAACUGUUCAUCUAUUUACUGUAAGCCUUCACAGUAAUGUCCCCAAACCUAGGGAUAUGUCAGCUGCCUGGUAGUGAGCCAAGGAGACAGAGCUAGGCAGCAUCUUUGGAAAUCUGGAGGAGCAAGAGUUGGCAAGGAGUAAGAAAGGCAUGAGGAACACGGGACAGUGGGUGAAACAAGGGUGGAAUUCAGCAGUGCGCAGAGGGUGGCAUGGCAUAGCAGUGUUGAGUUCCUUGGUUGUCAUCUGUCAUAUCUUGUCUACUAUGACUGCAUUUUCAUGACAUGUAUAAUAAAAGUACAUAUUAUC